Messenger RNA from Lottia gigantea (owl limpet), 1557 nucleotides. RefSeq lists its product as hypothetical. NCBI's taxonomy places the organism in Eukaryota, Metazoa, Mollusca, Gastropoda, Lottiidae. The transcript has 9 exons. Bases 1 to 1557 code for a protein of 518 amino acids. The record is from RefSeq and is a predicted model, not a curated record.
AUGACAAACAAGACAACUUGUAGCCAAAAAAUUAAACCCAUGAGUGAAAAUGUGCCAAUACCAACUGCUGUGAAUGUACAAAAUGGACUAUCGAAUACACAAACUGUUGGAUAUCUGAAUUCUACAAAGAGAGCAACGAAAUAUCCACUCAGUAUCCAUUCGUUCAACAAAAGCGACUCAUAUCGCCAGAGUCUGUUGGAAGAUAUCGAUACCAUCUACAGAAAUGAGAUACUGGCUGCUCACGGGUCACCAACCUGGGUGGCUGAAAUCAGUAAACAGAUGACCCAUAGUGGAGAGUCUCCUCUUUUCUUACAGAACUUACUGUCACCUCACAAGCCUGAUCACAAAUCAAAGAGACCCAGUUCAGCUCGAUCUGUAGUAGAGGGUAAAUAUUAUCGACCAAAUCGUAUGCACCAGUAUCUGUCUCCUACCGAGCUUCGAGAUCACUGGCAAGGUGAAAUAGAUGUUAAGUAUGGUAAACCAACAAGAACCACAUUAUUGAGAGCUCAACAAAGGGCUGGAUCGGUGCCAGUGAACGCAUAUGAUGAGAGACGGAAACAGAUCGAAAAUGAAAAGAAGCUACAGGCCAGUUGUCAAAGUUUGUUCACACCGAAAGAAUCUUAUGAUGUAGACACAGACGGCGAGUCACAGCAUUCUUUCCUCACAGGCGCAAGAUAUAAUUCAGCUCAUAUAUUAGACAGUAGAAGUCUAUGUCUGUAUGGUAUUUAUAUGCCGAGAGAAAAUCCUGAAAGAUAUUUUGUUAAUAGAAAGAAACAAGAUAGAAAAUAUCAAUGUCCUUCAGCACCACCAGAUUCACCGAGAUCAACAACUAAUUCAGUAUCUUUUGUUAAAAGAAUCAGACCGAAAACUGCUCCAAAUUAUGGUCGAAGGUCAUCACCAUCACCACGACAAGCCUGGGUUCAAACACCAACCCCAAUCCAAACACCAAGACCAGAAAGUUAUACAGGCAUAAUGUCCCCUGAACAACAACCAAAUAUUAAGUCUCUUCUCCCCAGUGUAAAAGGUAUCUCUGUUUCCAAAGCCGCUAAAAAUAUGAUGCGUCUUUCAAGCGAGUACUGUACUCAGUCACCUCCGCCUUCACCUUCUGGAAGAGAAGCAAGUAAUGUAGAUGAUGAUAAUAGAUCUAACAAACUGGAUGAAAAAUCAAACGAUGUACCUUAUUUCAUAACCGAGGGAAAAGUGGAAUACACAGGUGAAGCUCAAAAUGAAAUUUAUGGACGUUCUGUAAGCCUUAAACCUAUGCAAAUUAUCGGAGAGGAGGUGCUCGUGGAAAAGCCAGUUACCCCAGAAAGACCUGGUAGGAAAGGAUCUGCUCAGAGCAAAAAUACAGAAUCACAAAAUGGACAUAUUCAAGAUGGUAUUAAGAAAUGUCCAGAAUGUGAAAGACUAGAACUUAGUUCUAAAGCUCCUGUUGAACAUGACACACAUGUAAUUUCUCGGAAUGUUUCGUCACCACUUUCGUCUCAUAUUAUCACUAUCCCAUCAGAUGCGGUCAUAAAUCAAAGUACAGCGAAGGAGGUAGAUGACAUACCAUAA